AAACGGCCUUUUCCCCUCGAAGAUCAGCCCUUAGCCGAUGCUAUCGAAAAAGACCCUGAAAUCAGGGCAAUAUUUCAAUAAUGGGGUUCGUGAAAGUUGUGAAGAACAAAGCGUACUUCAAGCGGUACCAGGUCAAGUUCAGGCGUCGCCGUGAAGGCAGGACCGACUACCAGGCUCGCCGCUUCUUAGUUGUACAAGACAAGAACAAGUACAACACCCCCAAGUAUCGCAUGAUUGUUCGCUUCACCAACAAGAAUAUCACAUGUCAGAUAGCGUACGCCAAGUUGGAGGGAGACAUGAUUGUAUGCGCUGCAUACGCUCAUGAACUCCCCCGCUAUGGUGUCAAGGUCGGGCUGACCAACUAUGCUGCAGCGUACUGCACAGGACUGCUCCUGGCUCGCAGGAUUCUGAAGAAGUUCAACUUGGACAGUAUCUACGAGGGUCAGACGGAGCCAGAUGGUGAUGACUACUUGGUAGAGUCAGAGGAGGGCAAGGCCGGUGCCUUCCGGUGCUUCUUGGACGUUGGUCUUGCCAGAACCAGCACCGGUGCCAAGGUGUUUGGAGCACUCAAAGGUGCCGUUGACGGUGGUCUGGAGAUCCCUCACAGCAACAAGCGCUUCCCAGGUUACGACUCAGAGAGCAGUGAGUUCAGUGCAGAGGUCCACAGGAAGUACAUCUUUGGCGGUCACGUAGCUGACUACAUGAAAGAACUUCAAGAAGAAGAUGACGAGGCUUACAAACGUCAGUUCUCCCAGUUCAUCAAAAAUGACAUCACACCUGAUACAAUUGAAGCUAUGUACAAGAAGGCCCACGAAGCCAUCAGGGCCGAUCCUGAGGCCAAGCCAAAGAAGGAUUUUGCUGGAAAGACCAAAAGAUGGAACCGUGCCAAGCUCACCCUGGCCCAACGCAGGGACCGCGUCCGGCAGAAGAAAGCAUCCUUCCUUUACGCCAACCAGUCUCACGACUAAGUCAUCAACUCAUCCUCCUCCCCCUCACAUCCUCCAAUAUCAAGUACUUCGAUUCCGGAAUGAACAAUGAACAUGAACUUCACAUGAAAAUACUCUUUUUGGACAAUAUCACUGGGGCUCGUAGAUACUGGCCAACAAUGAAUGAAUGAAUGAAAUAAUGGACUCGUUUAUGACAGAAGUGAUAACAUCGGCAACUGGCAUUGGGCCGGUAUAAAGUGGCUAAUAAAAUAUUGAUGACUUGUA
Lytechinus variegatus (green sea urchin) is the source of this 1211-nucleotide messenger RNA. It is a transcript of the gene rpl5, whose product is annotated as 60S ribosomal protein L5-like. The coding region runs from base 81 to 968 and encodes 295 amino acids. Gene Ontology annotation, molecular function: structural constituent of ribosome; 5S rRNA binding. Gene Ontology annotation, biological process: translation; ribosomal large subunit assembly. The transcript has 7 exons. The record is from RefSeq and is a predicted model, not a curated record. NCBI's taxonomy places the organism in Eukaryota, Metazoa, Echinodermata, Echinoidea, Temnopleuroida, Toxopneustidae. Gene Ontology annotation, cellular component: ribosome; cytosolic large ribosomal subunit.